CAUUUUAAAUACCUGGAGUUUAAUGGGCGUGCAGAAAAGUCCGAAUGAAAUCUGAUUUCAUGUCCGUCUCUGUGGUCAAAGCGGCAAAUACAAUUCCAACGUCGGAGAAGUCUGACUAGCUCAGAGAGUGGUUCUCUCUUCUCACCUUUGGAAGGUGCAAGGCAGGGUAAGUGUGGGAGCAUCUCGUUGGUAUAAACACUCAAGUUUGUCAUCCUAACCCACCAAUUUCAAGUAUCUCCGUGAAUGGGCCAGGCUGCUUCCGCGGCCGCAAUCACUUGCCGUCGCCAAACCAGUCACAGCCACUGCUCCGCGUCAAAAUCCAGAUCACCACCGUUCAUUUCUCCGAUGCUUUUCACUGAAAGCCACGAGUCCCCAAAUGAGGUCAUCCAUGCAGUGCCUGAUCACAUCUCUGAGCUUCCCGACGAGUGUCUGGCUUGCAUUUUCCAGUCAUUAAGCUCCGCCGACCGUAACCGCUGCUCCCUCGUGUGCCGGCGUUGGCUUCGGGUCGAGGGACAGAGCCGUCACCGUCUCUCUCUUAACUCUCAAUCAGAUCUUCUCCCGGUUAUCCCCUCUCUCUUCUCACGUUUUGAUUCGGUCACGAAGCUCGCUUUGAAAUGCGACCGUAGAUCCGUUAGCAUCGGGGACGAAGCGCUCGUUCUUAUCUCUCAGCGAUGCCCUAAUCUGACUCGCUUGAAACUCCGUGCUUGCCGUGAACUUACGGAUGCUGGCAUGGAGAUCUUUGCUAAGAAUUGCAAGGGUUUGAAGAAACUUUCCUGUGGAUCUUGCACCUUUGGAGCCCCAGGGAUGAAUGCGGUGCUCGAUCAUUGCGCCUCUAUAGAAGAUCUAUCUGUCAAGCGUCUCCGGGGAACUACCGAUAUAGCAUCGGUGGAGACUAUUGGACCUGGAGUUGCAGCAUCAUCUCUCAAAAAUAUUUGUUUAAAAGAGCUAUAUAAUGGACAAUGUUUUGGGCCACUUAUUCUUGGCUCGAAGAAUUUAAGGACCCUGAAGAUUUUCAGGUGCUCUGGCGAUUGGGAUAGACUUUUUCAACUCCUAGCGGCAGAUCGAGUACCAAAUAUAGUCGAAGUCCAUCUUGAGAGGCUCCAGACAAGCGAUGUCGGCUUAGAGGCAAUCUCGAAUUGCUCGAGUCUGGAAGUUUUGCAUCUUGUCAAGACUCCAGAGUGCACAGAUUUAGGGCUUAUCGCAAUUGCAGAACGAUGUAAGCUCUUACGGAAACUUCAUAUUGACGGGUGGAAGACGAAUCGUAUAGGUGAUGAAGGUCUAAUAGCAGUCGCUAAAUACUGCCCAUGUCUUCAGGAAUUGGUCCUUAUUGGUGUUAAUCCCACUAAUGCGAGUUUGGAAAUGUUGGCAUCCAAUUGCCAGAAUCUGGAGCGGUUGGCGCUAUGUGGAACUGAAACUGUUGGUGAUCUUGAAAUAUCGUGCAUUGCAGCCAAAUGCACUGCAUUGAAGAAACUCUGUAUUAAGAGCUGUCCUGUGUCUGACCAUGGUUUGGAGGCACUCGCAUCUGGUUGCCCGAAUUUGCUGAAAGUAAAGGUUAAGAAGUGCAAGGGCGUGACCUCUGAAGGUGUGAAUUGGCUGAGGUUAUGUAGGGGGUCGCUCGCUGUAAAUUUAGAUGCUGUUGAAGCAGAACAUCAGGGCGCUGGUGCUAGUGAUGGUGGCGCUCAGGAAAAUGGCCUAGAAACCCCACCAAUCCCCAGCGAGGCCGCAGCCUCUGCUACCAUUGCAUCAAGCAGUACUGGUCGAUCAAGUUCAUUCAAGUCAAGGCUUGGACUUUUUUCUGGGAAAAGCUAUGUCGUCUGCACUUUGAGAAGAUUGUCUGGGGGUAGUCGUAGUUCCCGGCAUAGUUAGACUGAGGGAAUUUUAGUCACCAAAGUGAUGGGCAAUUCAAGCCAUUGACCAUUCAUAUUAUUUGGUGAUGCUAUCACUUGAUUCUUUCUCGCGCUUGUAUUUAUAGCUAAAGUUUCUUGUGUGUUGCGUUUUUGCUUUUGGAGAUGAAUCUUCUUUAGUUAAAUUGGCAAAGUCAAUUUAUUUCUGUUGUUUUUCUCCCAAAUUAUUAUUGCCGUUGGGUUAGUUAGCUGUUGAUCUUACCUCUUCUCAGACUUGUCCGUAUCAUCAUCCAAUUGAUUCCUAGUGCACAUAGUUUUGUAAACUGCAGGCUGUCAGGGUUUCAGGGAUUAUGAAUUUAUUUGUUCUGUGAUGACGUGUGUAUGAAACUUCCAAUGGUUUUGUUAGAUCUUUGUCUUUGAUAGAUAACUGGAGGAAAGCACGACGCAAGCUUCUACUUUAGGCUUUGGCUUAGCAAAGGAAACAACUGAAUUUCUCGUUUGAUUCUAGCAUGCAUUCCUUAAGCUUCUCCUCUGAUGUAUAGGCGUACAGUCCCAUUGCCGCAAAGUAGAUUCGAUGCGUUUGUGAUCGGAUAUCUGGGGUUAAGGUGAUCAUGUUAUCAAAUAAGGCGAGUUCUCAGAUUUACUGUAUUGCUUAUCACUUAUCAGACCUGCUUUAUGGCGGUUGCGGGUUUGCUUUUCUUGUACGAAGUGUGUCUCUGUCCUGUGAUGCUGCCUAAUUCAACAUACAUGCGGAAAUAACACUUCGAUUCUAUUUCGUUUUA
Molecule: messenger RNA, 2626 nt
Organism: Neltuma alba
Lineage: Eukaryota; Viridiplantae; Streptophyta; Magnoliopsida; Fabales; Fabaceae
Product: F-box protein At1g47056-like
Exons: 1
Coding region: 244-1866 (540 amino acids)
Biological process (GO): SCF-dependent proteasomal ubiquitin-dependent protein catabolic process
Cellular component (GO): SCF ubiquitin ligase complex
Molecular function (GO): protein binding
Source: RefSeq, a predicted model, not a curated record